Messenger RNA from Lolium rigidum, 1456 nucleotides. RefSeq lists its product as uncharacterized. The record is from RefSeq and is a predicted model, not a curated record. Lineage: Eukaryota; Viridiplantae; Streptophyta; Magnoliopsida; Poales; Poaceae. The coding region runs from base 806 to 1189 and encodes 127 amino acids. The transcript is spliced from 2 exons.
AUGAGCCAAUUGGUUACCUGGGAUUUCCUUGUCCCAGGAACUGAAAUUAUGUGGCACUGCCCUGUUGUAAACUGAGCCUUUUGCCUCGUUCUAUAGACCAUCUUGUGCAGAAUACCCAGUGCAAUCAUCAUGGGACAACAGGCAUCCUAGGUUGGAGUUUAGUAGAUGUUUGAAACUAUUUGAAACAACAAACAGAAUCUCUGCCUUACUGGGAGACAUAGAAGUGCAAGAGCUUGGUCCUUGUUCUUUCUUGCAUUAGAAUCUCUCAAGAAAGUAUCCCUCUCAGGAGCUUAUCAGGAGAUGGUGGUACUAUCAAAUGCAAAACAGCAGCAUCCCAUGUAAUGACGAUAGGAGGAAAUACAGCUGUGCUGCAUCGCAUCAGUGUUAACAGUGUACUACUAUUGAGAAGCACAUGAGCCGACCGGCCAACAACUGCUUUGAUGAAUCUGUGUGGUAGUUUGUUCGCCGCAGGCUUAGCAUGCUUGACGGAGCAUUACUGAUAAUGAUCGCGGGGGCAUCGCUGUCUAAUGGGGCCAAGAAGCUCAGCUAAGUUGGGCCACAGUGUGUGGCUGCAUUAUUGUGCUUGUUUGCCCGUGCCUAUCGGAUUCCUUGUACUUAUGACAAGACAGUUUAUCGUCAUUUCUUACCACAUGGUGCUAUGCUUGUUAAUGACUUUUGUUCUAUUACGCCACGAUUCUGAAUCUCGGCAUCUUCAGACUUUUUACCAUGCUAUUGUCACGCUAAAAGAAUGGUCAUUAUGCAGCUGUAGGUAGCAUUGUCUGUCACAGGUGGUGUAUAACUGGAGAUGCAGUGUCUUGCCAUCCUGGAACUGGUUGCAAGCUGUGGCCAUCCUUGUCACGAAGGUUUGUCUGAUGUGGUGUGCUCUUUGCCAUCUCAAUCUGUAGAACAUGUGAAAGAUAUGUCGAAAUAUUGUGGUGCAAAGUCUUGGUACGCCUCCCUUGAAGCUGUUCCUUCUAGGCUUUGUUUUUGUGAUCCAGUUUUGACCGCUGACAGCGAGAGGGAGAGAGCAGCCAUCUACCUCAUGCAAAGCGUGGAAAGAGAAUCCAAUGCCAUGGCCAACACAAAAGGGGCAGCAUUUGAAGAAAAGGGAGCUACCACGGCCAAGAUUGGAUCUAACACCACUCCACCAGCCUUGCUCCAUGGUUUGUCAUUUCAAUUCUCAAUUUGAAAAUCUUAAAAAAGACUUUAAUAGUGAUCAAUGUGAUGUACUGCCUGCAUCUUGGAAGACCACGUCUCCAUGGCCUAGUUGCCGCCCCGCUCAUAUUUUUUAAUCACAAUGUCAGUCAGAUCUAUGACUGUUGCCCCUUCACUGAUCACUAUACCAUGUGCAUGUCUCUUUCCCGGAAAGCGAGGAUGAUUUGGCCUCUGCUUGUUCCGGGGAUAUGGAUUUAGCCAUUCGAUCGAGGUCAGCACUCAAGCUGUAUUUGUUCAUAUG